AUGGGCGGUGGGAAGGCAGGCGGAGCCGGGAUUUGCGGAGGAGCUCGGUGGCAUGCUACCUGGUCGGCGGCGCUGGUGCUUCUAACGAUACUGGGAUUUGCGACGUGGGAUUCGUUUCACGCCAGCAAUCGGACGAAAUGGUGGAGGAGAAGCGAACUCGUGAUUCUCGACAAAGGAUCCGUCUCCUCAUCUUCUUGUAGUCACAGCUCGUCUUUUUACAAUCACGGAGUUUCCCUGCAUAGCCAACAACAAGAGGAGUCGAAUGAGCAGGUUGGAGAGGUGCUGUCCGCUAGGUCUCCCCUAAGAGCUGACUCGGUAGCUCGCGCGCUGUAUUCGGGGAAGAAGUGCAAGUGGAUUUCACUCAACUGGGCGUGCGCGCGCAGCAACCGCCCGCGCGAGAUGCGCCAGUACGAGCGCCUGCGCUGGCAGCCGCGCGGGUGCAACGUGAAGCGGUUCAGCGCGGAGGGCUUUUUCCGCAGAAUGCGCAACAAAAGCCUUGCCUUUGUGGGGGACUCCCUGGGCCAGCAGCAGUUUCAGUCGCUUCUCUGCCUGCUCUCCCCAAAAGGCCCGCCCAAAAACAUGUCCGACCCCUCAUCCCCCAUCCAAGACGUGGGCCCGGAUUACGGUUUUUUUCAGCUGCCCGGAGCCCGCCGUCCGAGCGGGUGGGCAUACAGAUUCGUGAAGUAUAACACUACAGUGAUUUUCCGCUGGACGACGUGCUUAUGCGAAAUCGAGCCGUUCAAUAAGGAGGACUGGAAGCAGGGGCAGGCGAUGCACUUAGACCGGCCCGACCCUUUCUUAAGAGACUUUCUUAAGCAGCUGGACGUCGUCAUUCUGAACACGGGGCAUCACUGGAACCGGGGGAAAAUGAGAGAGUAUGCGCUGGAGUUUUUCCUGAAUGGGAGCCGGGCACCGCCCGUAAAAAGGAGGCCAAUGGUCAUGGCGCUGGCGCUGAAAAUCGCGAUCAGGUCGGUGUCUGUGUGGAUCGAUGAGCAGCUGAAGGGGAGCGGGGGGGAGGGAGGUUUGCUGGUGAAGCCAGGGGGAGGAAAGGGAGAGGGAGAAGGGGAGGGAGGAGAGGGAGAGCUAGAGGGGGGAGAUGGAGGAGGGGAUGGAGUGAGGCGGCAGUUGGGUUCAGGUGUGGAGCUUCCAGCUUUUGCGGCGGGUGGGGGUGCGAAGUUGAAGACGGCGAUUUUUGCGACACCGGACACGAAGCCGAUGGUGUUUCUGCGAUCGAUUACGCCGAGGCAUUUCAUGGAAGGGGAGUGGGACACCGGAGGGCGAUGCGACCAUCUCAAGCAUCCCUUUGGGGAUGUGGAGGUGGCCAAUAUGACAACAAGGGACGCUGAAAAGGAGGACGGAGUGUUGGGAACUUCAGUACACCUAUUGAACAUCACGCACCUGUCGGCGUACCGUGGCGACGCACACCCAGCCAUCUGGGAUCCCCGAUCCGAUACACCCAAGGGGCAAGACUGCCUGCACUGGUGCUUACCUGGCGUUCCUGACACGUGGAAUGAGCUGGUUUACACACACAUUGUGGAGAGGGAAAGACUGGAGAAGCGGGUUGUCCUGUAA
Closterium sp. Yama58-4 is the source of this 1572-nucleotide messenger RNA. The record is from the annotation of a GenBank genome assembly. Lineage: Eukaryota; Viridiplantae; Streptophyta; Zygnematophyceae; Desmidiales; Closteriaceae.